Messenger RNA from Tricharina praecox, 2407 nucleotides. RefSeq lists its product as uncharacterized. The coding region runs from base 143 to 2116 and encodes 657 amino acids. The record is from RefSeq and is a predicted model, not a curated record. The transcript has 6 exons. Gene Ontology annotation, molecular function: zinc ion binding; mRNA binding. Gene Ontology annotation, biological process: regulation of mRNA splicing, via spliceosome. Gene Ontology annotation, cellular component: nucleus. NCBI's taxonomy places the organism in Eukaryota, Fungi, Ascomycota, Pezizomycetes, Pezizales, Pyronemataceae.
CCUCCAUCCUCUAUCAACCCUCUCUCUCCUCUUCGUGUCAACACCACUCUCCAUCUUAUUAAAUCCACCAUCGUCCGAUCAACCUUUCUAACCGUACAUAACCCCUCCUCGCCGCAAACCCUCACCAUCAACUUGCUUCAUCAUGCGUCGUGAAGAGCUUACAGGAACCAAUAAUAUCCCUGUGGCCUCGAAUCGUCGGUUCGGCCGCGUGAACCCCGAAUCUACGUCUCUCCCCCUACAGGAAUCGAGGAAUACCAAUAACGCCGAUGUCAAACUUAUUUCUGUGGAGCUCGAGGAUAGACGCGGUCGCCCCUCCUCCCGCCCGGAUGUCGUCGAACCCAAGAAACGCAAGCGUGGGAACCGCUGGGGUGAUGCGGCGGAAAACAAUCAGGUGGCCGACCUUGUAGGCUUGCCUACUGCAAUCUUCGCAAAGCUGUCUCCGGAACAGCUGGACGCCUAUACGAUGCAUGUGCGCAUUAUGGAAAUUACCCAGAAGCUCAAGAUCGGUGACAUCAUUCCAAUUGAGAGGCUUCGUUCGCCUUCGCCACCACCUCAGUAUGAUGGCCAUGGUAGGCGUGUCAACACUCGCGAGUACCGCUAUCGCAAGAGGCUCGAAACGGAACGCCAUGACCUCAUUAACAGGGCCUCUGGGAUAAUUCCAAACUACAAAGCCCCACCCGACUAUCGGCGUCCCCAAAAGACGCAUGAGAAAGUCUAUAUUCCUGUUAACGAUUAUCCAGAAAUUAACUUCAUUGGAUUACUCAUUGGCCCUCGUGGCGGCACACUCAAGGAAAUGGAGCAGAAGUCCGGAGCAAAGAUCGCUAUUCGUGGCAAAGGAUCAGUAAAGGAAGGGAAAGGAGGCAGUGAUAGGGCGAUGGAUUCGAACUUGGACGAGGAUCUUCACUGUUUGAUCAUAUCGGAUAACGAACUCAAUGUUGCGAAAGCUAAGAAGUUGAUCCAUGAAGUCAUUGAAACAGCUGCUUCCGUGCCGGAACAAAAGAACGACCUGAAGAGACAUCAACUUCGCUUGCUUGCAACGCUGAACGGAACCCUUCGUGAUGAUGAGGGUACUCCAUGCCAAAACUGUGGGGAGCUUGGCCACCGCAAAUACGACUGUUCGGAGAAAAAGAAUAUUAUUUCGUCCGUCGUUUGCAGGGUAUGUGGCAACAGCGGUCAUUACGCUCGAGACUGUCGUGAUCGCCCGAGGGGCUCGGAUUGGAGAAAUCCUAGCAGGCCAGACUCCGGCAAGGAAGGUGACCACGUUGACAAGGAAUACGAGUCCCUCAUGCUGGAGCUUGGAGGGUCAGCUCCUGUAUCAACUACUAAUACCUAUCGGCCCCUUGCCUUGAUCGAGGAUGGACAGGGAGUUGGCCGCAGCGGUGGUUCGAGGCCUUGGGAUCCCCGUCCGACUGGUGCUCCGGCGCCAUGGCAACAGCAGCCACCCCGCCGCUUGGACUUCACGGAUGGCAACAACGUUCCUCCUACUGGUCCUCGUGGUCAGAAGCCUACUGAGGCCCCGUGGCACCAGCAGAUGCCACAGAGACCGCAGUUCCAACAGGAGAUGCCGUCGCAGCAGCAGGACGACCCGCGUGGAGCCCAGGGCAGUCAGUGGGUCCCCCCAUUCAACCCAAUCUCUGCCCCAACGAACGAUAUGAGAGUCAACACAGGAGACUACUACCGCCCCGGAUUGAACGUCCAAAUGGCCCAGCAGAGUUACCACUCGGCUCGGCCUCCUCCUUCCCAGCACAUGCGUCAUGGAUUGUCUUUCCCGCCACCCCCUCCUCUGCUAGGAGCACAUACUCCGUAUGGAGCACACAACCAUUAUGGUGGACCUUCUCAGCCUCGCCUUCCUAACCACCCCAUGCCGCCUCCACUCGUUGUCAAUUACGGCAUGCCGCAGCCUCCCCCUCCCGCUAUGCAUUCUCGCAUGCCGCCCCCACCUCCACCAGCUGAUCACCGCAUGCCGCCUCCCCCUCCUCCUACUGAUAACCGCAUGCCGCCUCCUCCCCCGCCUGCUGAUCACCGCAUGCCGCCUCCUCCCCCGCUUGCUGAUCACCGCAUGCCGCCUCCUCCUCCCUACCACGGACCAAGCUCUAAGAAGGGCAGGUUCUAUUAACCGCGACCAGAUUACUACCAGAUUUGUAAGAAAUGGCGGUAAAUGGGGAUUUGAAUUUUUUGUGGAGGGCCAGGGUAGUGGCUUGUUCGCUUUUUCGGUGGAAUUCUGCUUUUGAAACAUGCUUUGCUAAACAUCACAGGUACUUUGAAUUCUAGAAGUGAUGGGAACGGUACAACAGAAAUCGUGAAUGAAAAGUUCUUGUGUCUAUAUUCUUGCGUGUGGGGUUUCGGGGUGUAAUUGAUGAUUGACGUUGGACGAGUGCGGUGGAUGGUCGCAAGCUUGAGCCUAAGG